CAAAAGAAAUUAUAACCCAAACUUGUUUAUUAUCAUCUCUUCGAAAUGCAAGAUAUUCAUGAUUACUCGAUGACCGGAGUUGGCGGUGGAGGAGGAGGUGGAGGAGGGAGGUUUUUCGGUGGAGGAAUGGGCGGUGGAGGAGGUGGCGAUCGGAGGAUGAGAGCUCAUCAGAACAAUAUACUUAACCAUCAUCAAUCUCUCAAGUGUCCUCGUUGUAAUUCUCUUAACACAAAGUUCUGUUACUAUAACAAUUACAAUCUUUCUCAGCCUCGACACUUUUGCAAGAACUGUCGUCGUUACUGGACUAAAGGUGGUGUUCUCCGUAACGUUCCCGUCGGAGGUGGUUGCCGGAAAGCUAAACGUUCGAAAACAAAACAGGUUUCAUCGUCGUCUUUACCCGACAAACCAACGACGACGCAAGAUGAUCAUCACGUGGAGGAGAAAUCGAGUACGGGAUCUCACUCUAGCAGCGAGAGCUCUUCUCUCACCGCUUCUAACUCUACCACCGUCGCCGCCGUCUCCGUCACCGCGGCGGCAGAGGUUGCUUCGUCGGUUAUUCCCGGUUUUGAUAUGCCUAAUAUGAAACUGUACGGGAACGGGAUCGAGUGGUCGACGUUACUCGGACAAGGCUCAUCGGACGGUGGAGUUUUCUCAGAGAUCGGAGGUUUUACGGCGGCGUCGGCUAUUGAAACGACAGCGUUUGGAUUCGGGGGUAAAUUCGUAAAUCAAGAUGAUCAUCUGAAGUUAGAAGGUGAAACUGUACAGCAGCAGCAGUUUGGAGAUCGAACGGCUCAGGUUGAGUUUCAAGGAAGAUCUUCGGAUCCGAAUAUGGGAUUUGAACCGUUGGAUUGGGGAAGUGGCGGAGGAGAUCAAACACUGUUUGAUCUAACCAGUACCGUUGAUCAUACAUACUGGAGUCAAAGUCAAUGGACGGCGUCUGACCAAGAUCAGAAUGGUCUCUACCUUCCUUGAUUCUCUGAUCAUAACUUCUUCUGCUUAACCCAAAUAUAUAUAUUUCAUACAC
Arabidopsis arenosa is the source of this 1024-nucleotide messenger RNA. NCBI's taxonomy places the organism in Eukaryota, Viridiplantae, Streptophyta, Magnoliopsida, Brassicales, Brassicaceae. The record is from the annotation of a GenBank genome assembly.